Messenger RNA from Aspergillus oryzae RIB40, 1503 nucleotides. RefSeq names its product cytochrome P450. Bases 1 to 1503 code for a protein of 500 amino acids. Lineage: Eukaryota; Fungi; Ascomycota; Eurotiomycetes; Eurotiales; Aspergillaceae. The transcript is spliced from 6 exons. Gene Ontology annotation, molecular function: iron ion binding; monooxygenase activity; oxidoreductase activity, acting on paired donors, with incorporation or reduction of molecular oxygen. The record is from RefSeq and is a predicted model, not a curated record.
AUGAACUCAAUUUCCGCCCUGUUCAGCGCAGGGGGCUUUCAAUGGAUCCUCUUGUCUCUAUCUCUCGCUUUCAUUGUCGUUUACAGCCUGUUCUAUCUGGCCGUAGGAUUGUACAACCUCUAUUUCCAUCCUCUGGCUCGAUAUCCUGGGCCACUCUUAGGACGAGCGUCGUCCUUAUGGUAUGCCCGCUCACUCGCUCGGGGAACAGUCGCCCAGGACACCCUGAAGUUACAUGAAAAAUAUGGUGAUGUCGUUCGAAUCGCGCCAGACGAACUGUCCUUCAUCCAGCCCGAGAACUGGAGUGCAAUCUACGGCCAUCAGCUUGGAAAGGACUACCGUGAGCUGAUUAAAGACCCGCGAUAUCAUGACACCGUGAAGCCCACUCCUACCAUCUUAACCGGAGACUGGGAUGAGCACACCUUUUAUCGCAAGAUACUGUCCAACUCGUUCUCGGAAAAAUCCCUCAAAGACCAAGAGCAUAUUCUUCACCAUUUUGUCGACUUGUUUGUCCAGCGAUUGAAGGAGACCUCCGCGGAGGGAACGAGAGAGUUGAAUAUGACGGAUCAAUGGAAUUAUCUUACCUUCGAUGUUAUCGGCUUUCUAACAUACGGUGAAGAGUUCCAUUGCUUGACCAGCUCCAAGCUUCAUGAUUGGAUUGAAGCUAUGCUGUGCGUUGCCAUUCUCAUGUCCCUGGGUCAGGCUGCCCGUCAUCUGCCGUUCCCUUUCGACAAGAUAUACAAGCAAUGGGCGAUUCCUAGCAACGUGAAAAGACAGGUCGCUCUACACCGCGAUCUCACUGAGGUAGCGAUUCCCCAUAUCCCCAUCCAAUAUGCUAGUGCUUACAGAUUAAACUCCAGGAAAGGCGACAUUCCCUACUCUGUGUUAAAAGAACACGCCAACAUCCUCACCAUCGGCGGGAGCGAAACAACAGCAACUCUACUCGCCGGUGCCACAUUUCACCUCGGCAAGAACCCACCGGUUCUCCAAAAACUAGCUACGGAAAUCCGCACCACCUUUGUCAAUGAUGGAGAGAUCACCGUGGCCCGUCUAUCCGAAUGCAAGUAUCUCCUCGCCACCGUGGAAGAAUGUCUGCGAAUCUACCCUCCAUCCCCGGCAAACCACACCCGCAUGGUUCCCAAAGAAGGCAUCGUGCUGAACGAUCAACACAUCCCGGGAGGCAUCGGUGUUGGGAUGCCCAUGUAUGCCGCUUUCCGGGCCUCGAGCAACUUCACCUAUCCAGACCGGUUUGCCCCUGAGCGGUGGCUCGGUGACCCGAUGUAUAGCAAGGAUAAGAAAGGCGCUCUGCAACCUUUCUCGUUUGGUCCUCGGAAUUGUCUUGGUCGGCACUUGGCAUAUCAGGAGAUUAAGCUUGCGCUGGCUAAACUCGUUUAUCACUUUGAUUUGGAGUUGAAUCCGAAGUGCGGGGAUUGGGAUGAGCAGAAGAAUUUCACUUUCUGGGUUAAGCCCCCUCUAUGGGUGAACUUGCACCCUGUGAAGAGUUAG